This is a messenger RNA of Fraxinus pennsylvanica, 1602 nucleotides long. Lineage: Eukaryota; Viridiplantae; Streptophyta; Magnoliopsida; Lamiales; Oleaceae. The record is from the annotation of a GenBank genome assembly.
AUGCAGCUGCAUAUAUCGCCUAGUUUGAGGCAUGUCACCGUUUUGCCUGGUAAAGGUGUUAGAGAAUUUAUAAAAGUGAAGAUUGGGUCGAGAAGAUUUUCGUAUCGAAUGGUCUUUUAUUCGCUUCUGUUCUUCACUUUUCUUCUUCGUUUUGUGUUUGUGUUAACUGCUGUCAACGCCAUUGAUGGAGAAACCAAAUGUUCAACACUAGGCUGCUUGGGGAAAAAAUUAGGUCCAAAAAUUUUGGGAAGAAGAAUUGAAGCAACUAUUCCUGAAGUUAUAUAUCAAGUUUUGGAAGAACCUGUUAAUCAAAGUGAAAUAGAAUUAGGACCAGAAAUCCCUCAAACACUUGAAGAUUUUGUUGCUGAGAUGAAAGAUGGACAGUCAGAUGCAAAGACCUUUGCUGUCAAGCUCAAAGCUAUGGUGACGUUGUUCGAACAAAGGACUAGAACAGCGAAAAUCCAAGAAUAUCUGUAUCGCCACGUGGCAUCGAGUAGCAUACCGAAACAGCUGCAUUGUCUUGCUCUAAGACUAGCGAACGAGCACUCUACUAAUGCCAAUGCCCGUCUCCAGCUACCCUCGGCAGAAUUCGUCCCUGCCCUGGUUGAUAACUCGUUCUUCCACUUUGUGCUCGCCUCCGACAAUGUCCUUGCCGCCUCUGUUGUUGCAUCAUCACUUGUGCAAAACUCAUUGCGCCCUGAGAGGGUAGUCCUACACAUAAUUACAGAUAGAAAGACCUACUAUCCAAUGCAGGCAUGGUUUUCACUGCAUCCUUUGACACCAGCAAUCAUUGAAGUCAAAGCAUUGCACCAUUUUGAUUGGUUAACAAAGGGGAAGGUCCCUGUGUUGGAAGCAAUGGAGAAAGACCAAAAAGUUCGCUCGCAGUUUAGGGGAGGGUCAACGGCCAUUGUGACAAAUAACACUGAACAACCUAAAGUUAUUGCCGCAAAAUUGCAGGCACUUAGCCCCAAGUACAAUUCAGUGAUGAAUCACAUUCGGAUACAUUUUCCAGAGUUGUUUCCUAGUCUUAACAAGAUAGUCUUCCUGGACGAUGACAUUGUGGUGCAAACUGACCUUUCACCUCUGUGGGAUAUCGAAAUGAAUGGAAAGGUCAAUGGAGCAGUCGAGACAUGUAUUGGUGAAGACAAAUAUGUCAUGUCGAAGAAGUUCAAAAGUUAUUUGAACUUUUCUCAUCCUCUGAUAGCAAACAAUUUUAAUCCUAAUGAAUGUGCAUGGGCAUAUGGCAUGAACAUUUUCGAUCUAGCCGCUUGGAGGAAAACAAAUAUUAGUCAGAUAUACCAUCACUGGAUUGAAGAGAACAUAAAAUCAGACUUAAGUUUGUGGCAGCUAGGAACCUUACCUCCCGGUCUAAUAGCUUUUCAUGGACAUACCUAUGCGAUCGAUCCCUUUUGGCACAUGCUAGGAUUAGGAUACCAGGAAAACACAACUGUUGCAGAUGCUGAAAGUGCCGGUGUCAUCCACUUUAAUGGUCGAGCAAAGCCAUGGCUAGAUAUAGCAUUUCCACAACUACGACCACUGUGGACCAAGUAUGUCAACUUCUCAGACAGAUUCAUCAAGGGAUGUCAUAUAAGAGCAUCUUAG